CUCUCGCUGCCUAAAUAUGGGCAACAACUUUUAGGCUCCAGCAGCUGGUGGGCCGUUCCUAUCUGUGAGAUCUCUUUUUGCCUUUCAGUCAAGCCCCACAGCUCGCUCCUGUCCACCUGCCUGAGCCUCCAUCAGGAUAACCGACUGCUCCUACCUUGUCUUUUCUUCUGUUCUCCGCUGAGAGCCAACACACGCAAACAUGGAGGCCAUCAAGAAGAAAAUGCAGAUGCUCAAGCUGGAUAAGGAGAAUGCCAUAGACCGCGCAGAGCAGGCCGAGGUGGACAAGAAAGGAGCAGAGGACAAAUGCAAACAGCUUGAGGAGGAGCUGCUGGGACUGCAGAAGAAGCUCAAAGGAGUGGAAGAUGAGCUGGACAAAUACUCCGAGUCACUGAAGGAUGCUCAGGAGAAACUGGAGCAAGCAGAGAAGAAGGCAACAGAUGCCGAGGCAGAGGUAGCAUCUCUAAACAGACGCAUCCAGCUGGUGGAGGAGGAGCUGGACCGAGCUCAAGAGAGGCUCGCUACUGCUCUGCAGAAGCUAGAGGAAGCUGAGAAAGCUGCAGAUGAAAGCGAGAGAGGAAUGAAGGUUAUAGAAAACAGAGCAACAAAGGAUGAGGAGAAGAUGGAGAUCCAGGAGAUGCAGCUGAAGGAGGCCAAGCACAUCGCUGAGGAGGCCGAUCGCAAAUAUGAGGAGUAAAUCAGCUGACCUUGAGGAAGAAUUGAAAAAUGUCACCAACAACUUGAAGUCUCUGGAAGCCCAGUCUGAUAAGUACUCACAAAAGGAGGACAAAUAUGAAGAAGAAAUUAAAGUUCUUACUGAAAAACUGAAGGAGGCUGAGACCCGUGCAGAGUUUGCAGAAAGGUCCGUGGCCAAACUGGAGAAAACCAUCGAUGAUCUUGAAGAUGAGGUGUAUGCUCAGAAGCUAAAGGGCAAGGCUCUGAGCGAGGAGCUGGACCUGGCCCUCAACGACAUGACUACACUGUAGAUGCUGUCCUCCUUCUCUGUGCACCUCCUCCCUGCCUCAGCUCUCCUCUGCCUCUCUGCAGUUUCCUUCCAUUCCGCAGCAGUGACUCCACAAUUCGAUAUCACCAUUCAGUACCCUACGUGUUACGCAGGACUGCUCUCUUAUUCUCUUUCUCCUUUUUUUUUUUUUACAAAAGAUAAUUUGCUGCUUGCCCUCUCACUGCUGCAUGUUUUCUGAUUUGAACUUAAUGUCCUCAUUUAGUAAAAUAUUUAUUCAAAUCUGUCUCCCUUUUUCUUUCUGUAAUAAAGACCUAAAGCUCUCUUGAUUUUUCUGUCUCAUCCCAGUUUCCCUUUCUUCUGCUUAUUUUUCUAAUUUUAGAGUUAGAGAUAAUUUACAGUUAACGUCUUCACUGGAUUAGAAACAUUCCCUGAAAUGUAAAGUUAUCCUAACUUUUGUUAAGGUUCAUCGUUUUUGCUGCUUUUCAAAAUAAAAGUUUGACGUUUUUUAGAAAGCACUGUAAUCCAAGUAAUAAAGUGGAGAAGUGGGUAAUUCACAAGCUGAGCAAAGAGAAGAAGCUGUAAAGAUGUGCAGACAGCUGGUCUUGUAGCUUAGGAUGUAAUGCAUUCAGUCCACUUAGUGGAGGUUUUUCAGCUGCUCUGCGCUUUUAUGAGGACAAGACAAGUGUGUAAGUAAAGGUGAUGUCAUUCAAAUCAUGAAAUCAUAGCAAAAGAAAAGAAACGAGAGGCUUUUGGUGUUAGUGGGAGUCAAGAUGAAGUUCAGGAGAUGCAGAAAGAAAGGAUGUUGAUGAGAAACCUGAGACUGCAGAGCACUGAAGCAGACAGCUCUCUGAGGUGGUCACUGCAUGAAACGUGUAGUUUUGAAUGGGAAAGAUUCUGUGUUUACCAUAUAUUCAAAUAAAUAAACUCAUUAAAUCUCCAGA
Molecule: messenger RNA, 1902 nt
Organism: Austrofundulus limnaeus
Lineage: Eukaryota; Metazoa; Chordata; Actinopteri; Cyprinodontiformes; Rivulidae
Gene: tpm2
Product: tropomyosin 2 (beta)
Source: RefSeq, a predicted model, not a curated record